This is a messenger RNA of Annulohypoxylon maeteangense, 1693 nucleotides long. RefSeq names its product kinase-like protein. Gene Ontology annotation, molecular function: ATP binding; protein serine/threonine kinase activity. The record is from RefSeq and is a predicted model, not a curated record. The transcript is spliced from 4 exons. Gene Ontology annotation, biological process: protein phosphorylation. Bases 522 to 1643 code for a protein of 373 amino acids. Gene Ontology annotation, cellular component: cytoplasm. Lineage: Eukaryota; Fungi; Ascomycota; Sordariomycetes; Xylariales; Hypoxylaceae.
UUUCAAACGCCGACUUCUCUAUUCAUAAAGCGGACUACAUUCAAAUCAACUUAAACAUCGUGGGCUACGUGCGACAUCACUACCGGCACUGUCGACUUUACUGUGCAUCACCCUGACCACACAGUAAUUUCAGUCACUGUUGGUGACUUUGCCACGUGAGCAAUUCGGGUGGGUACCAUUGGGUGGGCGAUUGGCGGGCAGCAAAAAUAACAAUUACUAAGGCGGUGUUAAGGUUGUCGCCUGUCGCCUGGGCAGCAAGGGUUCAAGGAUUAAGGAUUUUCAAGGGUCCUGUUUUUACUGGAAUCCACCGGGGUCCCUUUCACUGCAGCGUUUCAACAAACUCGGUGUGCGCCUCUCGCAUCUUUCUCAGCUUUGCGACAUUUUCAAUACCUCUAUUUUUUUUACUCUUUUACUCAUUUCAUCGAUAUUAAGCAAGAAAUCGCGAUUCCGAUAAUCAAGUUCAUCUCUCAUUUAUUUUUUUAAACUAGGGUUUUUCGUUAUCUUUUCUUCAUCGAGAUACCAUGCGCGGAAGCGCCGUUUCUUCGGCAGCUUUCACCGCGCUCAAACAGCCCCUUUCUAGACUUGGCCGUGCCCAUUUAUCCACUACAUCAUCUCACAGCAGCUCCGGAGCUCGACUCGGAGGUAACAUUCGCAAGGCCAGCACCGUUCCGCACAGCGUCAACCAUUUUCCUCAUGGCCAUCAAUUCGAGCCGGGUGUCAUUCUGAAGGGAUACUCUGGUCGAGAGUACACUAUCGAAAAUGUUCUGCAGGACAGACAAGACCGUCAGGUCUAUCUCGCCAGAGCGAAUGAGAAGAUGUUCGUUCUGAAGAGUUUAUUCGAGAAUGAAUAUAACUAUGCGCUUCCUCUACAGCUCAGGUUCAACCAUUCGCCUUACUUACGCGCGCUCCGGGACACUGUCCCGGACCAGAGAAUGUUCGUCAAUGAGUACAUGACGGAUCAUCUACUCAACUUCGUCUUCAAGGACCUGUCUCUUCCCAUGCAGAAGCGCGUACUCCGAGAUACUCUUCGAGGACUCGCUGCUUUGCACAACCAGAACAUCGCGCAUUUAGACAUUAAAGCCAACAACAUAAUGAUCGACUACCGCGAGACUCCGGAGGGUCUCGUCGUUGACCGAGUCCAACUGUCUGACUUAGAAGACUCAACUCAUAUUCCGCCUGGACAAGCUCUUCGCGGGCUUCAGGUCGGUAACCAAUUCUGGCGCAGCCCGGAGGCACACGUUCAGGGCGCAGUGGGCAAGCCCUCGGACAUAUUCUCCUUGGCGCUCGUAUUCGUAUUUAUGCGCCUGAAGAUGGUCAUAUUCCGGAUUGACAGCGCGCCCGGCGUCAAUCUGCUGAAGCCCAUUAUCGAACGCCAGAUUUCUACUUUCGCCGAGUGGGAUGACUUCGAAUCCUUCAUGGAUUACCUAGGUCGCAAACAUCCGUGGGCUGGCGAGCUGCGUCGCAUGGCUGACUCCUUCGGUACCGAGAACCCGCGGCGGCCGUUCUCGUUGUGGAAGAGCGAUGCGCUCGACCCCGAUUUCAAGGAUCUCAUCAAGAAGAUGACCAACUUCGAUCCCCGGCGAAGAAUCACGGCGCAGGAAGCCCUUGAUCACGUCUGGUUUCACGAUGUUCCAGAGGCGUAAAUUGGCCUCUACUUUUUCUUUCUUUUUCUUUUUCGAUACUACGCUUAUGC